CUCUCAAUUCUCAGGAUUACCUGCGAUAUGACGUGCAAAAGCAAAGAACCUGCUCUUCCCAUAUCUGCUUCCACCUUGCUGGUCAUACCUGACGAAGGUUAUAUAAACCUCGUUCGACAGCCCUCCCCGGGAAACGACCGUCCUGGCUUGUUCACAUCCCUAGCCUUUCUCUUAUCUAUCCAAUACAAACAGUUAUCCAAUCCAAAAUGGCCUCCGUCAAUGUCAGCUCCGAGUUCAUGACGAACAUGGUCUCCGGGGGCCCCGCCCCGGUUUUUAAACCCGGUCCUACCAACAGACCCGGUAACAAUGGAAGACAGUUCCAUAACGUCAUGGACGAAAACGAUCGCCAUAUGGUCAUUGGUCUGUCGGAUGAUGAGAACCCAAGGCUUGAAAUCAUCCGUCACAAUGAACACGAUGCCCAGCAUGUUCUCAAUCUGGGGGCUUGUUUUGACAUUCCUGAUAACGCCCCCAUCCAAGCGUUCCAGGUUCUUCAGGAUUUUUAUCGCACACUAUAUCUUGCGUUCGCUUAUUCCACCAGUUCUACUACGUCCCAGGUGGUGUUGGCAAAGCCAUUUGCGCCAGAUUCCUUGGUUCACGGUGCCAAGCUGGAGACGGUUGAAGGAGACUCCACGCAAUUUGAGUCUGUUGAUCAGAUAGUCAUGACACCGAUAAUGAAGCAUUCUCAUACACCCACUUACCCCCUGGUCGUCCUUGUCCACAAGCUUCGCAAUCAACCACAGACAUGGUCAGAGUUUACGACGCAAAUCCUGACAAACGAUUCCUUCAGUAAGUGGUCAGCAAUGAAGACAUUUGGUACUUUCAAGAGGGCGUGGGAGAUCUUGGAUCCGCCAGACACCACGGGAAUUAUACAGAUUGUUCCGGCAACCUUCGAUCAGUUUCACGGUAUUGCUGUGCUAUAUAAGAAGGAGGACGGGACAAUGCAAAUCAUUGGCAAUUUUCUUUACUUACACGGCAAAGUUGCGCUUGAUGUGACACGCAUAGUGAAGUGUCCCCAAGGCAAGUCACUCCGUCCACAUGGGAAUGAAAGCUUGGCCCAGAAAGUCGUUGACGGAGAAAAACCAGGCACAGCGAUGGCGAUUGCCUCUGUGGGGGACAUUUCAGCUGCAACGAUGGGAAUCUACAUUUCCACCGCAGAUGGAAUCUACUAUUCCCGUUUCCAUCUAGUCGGCACACAUUCACGGGACCCGAUUUUGGUGAGCGGAGACGCGGAUGUGCGAGGCUGCCAGUCCAUGGAAAUCACGCAAUAUCGGCCGGGACGAGCAGACAGCCUGACGACAAUUCUAUGGUUUACCAACGAGAAAGGCGAUUUUGGUUACAUGCUGUCAUCUCCACCGGGCGAGCCCGAGCCCAACCACCCUAUCCCCAAUCCCAAGACCACUUUGAUCCUCCCGGCCGGCGAAGCCGUAUAUACUGCACCGAUGACGAUUCCCCCUCCAAAGGACCGUAAGGGAGAUCCAAUCGGCCCUGUGUGGAACUCGGUGAUUCUCGCCAAAACAGAUGGAAAUCUGGGUCACCUGGAACAAGCAUCGGACACUAGACGAUGGCUGGAUAAGCCGUUCUACUUACAUCACGAUGAGGGGUUGUACGAGGUCCGCAGCUACAGUACCACCAUCAAAGUGCUGCAUGAGAAUGGGUCUCCUCUUGCAGACACACCGGUCCGGAUUUCGUCUUCGUCUGCGGUGACGGGGUACUUGAAUGGGAAAAAUGUGACCCUGAACCCAGACUCCGCGUGGUACAAGACGGAUGUUGAGGGGGCUCUGAGCUUCAUUAUCCCGACCACGUCGAUGGCCUCUCCGAUCAUGACCAUCGCGGAGCUGGAACUGUCGGACAAGAAAGUUUCCAUUGAUAGGGUCUUCGAUCCAUCCAAGAAGGUGGUAGACAGACUACACGACAAGAUUCAAGGGAUUGAGACGAUCGACGACAUGAAGAAGCUGAAAACCCAACAGAAUGAACCUCUUUUUAAUAGCGAGAAUAUGCCCAGCGACGAGCACCUCCAAGCUGCCUUGGGACAUCUCAAGCUACUCAAAUCCUUCCACCAGGAGUUGCCUCCGAAUGGUACUGUUAAGACUGGCAACCCACAGCACGGGGACCCCAUUCCACCCCCCGGAGGCUUUCUCGAUUUUGUCGAGGAUGCAUUCCACUAUGUUGUGAAGAAGGUACAAGAGGUGGUCCACUGGGUGGUCCAGAAAGCGGACGAUGCCGUUCAUUUCAUAUGUCAUGUUGCGAACAAAGUGUUCGAAUUUGUGGUGAACACAGUCGAGAAAGCCGUCCACGUGGCGACUUGGGUCUGGAACAAGAUUAAGAUCGGAUGGGACGAGCUCCGAGACUUUGUGGGGUUUAUAUUCGAGUGGGACGACAUCAUUCGGACCAAGGACCAAGUCUCCGCCCUCGUCACCUCUGGGAUCGACUAUGCGGCCAGCAAGGCCGUAAAAUUCGAGACUACUAUUGAGGAGGCGUUGGAUAAGUGGUUGGAGGAUGUUACAGACUACACCCCCCCUGAUGAUAUCAAAGCAAGCGCCCAUAGAGAUGCGGACGAAUCACCGCUGGAGGUCCUUUUAUCCGACACCGCAACUGCUUGGAUGGGAGAAAGGCUCAAGAACGGUGGCAUGUUGAUGCCAUCACCGAUAGAUGACUCGGACUGGAACCCGGACCACCUGGCAACGAACUGGUGGAAGAAAGCCCAAGAGCCUCUGACAAGAGUCAUAACCCAAUGGCAAAAUAUCGCCCAGAUAAUCAGCGACCUAUGGGCCGUUGGACAGUCUCUCUCAGCGAAAAAAGCCACCGAUAAUCUAAAGGAGUUUCGAAACACAGCCAUCACAAUGCUCCGAAAGCUCGUCUAUGGCCUGAUUGAUGCGGUCAACGGCGUCUUCACGAUGAUCAAGAACUACGGAACAACAGAGAUUAAGAUUCCCGUUAUUAGCGGCUUGUACAAGAAGUUAACGGGUCAUAGCUUGACCGUCUUUGGUGCCAUCGCUUUUAUCACUGCCGUUCCCACGGCGGUGAUUACGAAGAUCGUGAUCCAGUCCGCACCACCAAUCAUCAAGAACCUAAACGGCGAUCUUUUGGGUCGGCUGCUUGGGUUAGAAGGUGAAAAAGAACCACGAUCGAUGGAGUACGCAAACACAUCAUGUUCCUGAUGAACUCGGCCAAGAAAGGUAGCAGUAGUGCGACUAAUAAGGUCCCUGCUGGGAAGUUCAAGAAAUUUCUCCAGUGUCUGGGGAUCAUAUAUGACCUGUGCACAACUGUCAACUCAUGGCCUUCCGACACUGACAUCCCAAGCUUGGCAUUGCGACGAACGAUCAGCAGUGUUACGGUCUACAAAAGCGGCGCCCAUCUUCUUGCCAUGUUUUUACCCGGAACAGGGGGCAAAAAAAAGGACGGCGGAGACGACAAGGACAAGACCCUGAACAUGGACCAGGCCAUGCUUACCUUUGAUCUGAUGAUAGCGAGCAUUGAAUUUGGACUUCACACCGCCGCUGGAGUGGUCGACCUCAAAGCUGGCAAUAGCGGGGCGUGGAAGAACUACAGCAAACCCAGUACAGUACAGGGGCUGGUGGGCAGUU
Molecule: messenger RNA, 3584 nt
Organism: Aspergillus campestris IBT 28561
Lineage: Eukaryota; Fungi; Ascomycota; Eurotiomycetes; Eurotiales; Aspergillaceae
Exons: 8
Coding region: 207-3158 (983 amino acids)
Source: RefSeq, a predicted model, not a curated record